AUUAGCCGUAUUUUAGUAUUGUGUGAGCAAUUGUCGGAGGCGUAUCUACGCUAAAACGAGUAGCGCGUGUUCUGUGUGUUUGUUGGCUAAAUUGUUAGUGUGUCUGCGAUCUUCGUGCCAAUGCCAACACUACGGACUGAUUGUUGUUUUCACAAUUGAUAAGUGGCAAGUCAAACAAGAAACCCGCAAGGUGUUUAACGCAAAAUUAACAAAGUCCAACAAUCGCGAACGGAAAUGCCAGUGCCAACAUAGAUCCGGUCAUCGGUCGGUCAUUAUCACUAGUGUCAAUGUGAAUUGUUUGUUGCACCUCUCCUAGAUAGCCAAAGGCACACAGCUCUUUUUGUUUUGAUUGCCAAUCGUAAAACGACCAGUGAGUGUUUUGUAGUGUCCAAAUGAGAUUAAUCGGUGACAAAAUUCAUCAAGAUUAUAUUUGAUUAUCAACGAAUAUUAAAAGCUGCCACCGAACCACCAAAAAAAAAAACAAUUGUUGUCUGCUGAGCACCGAGAUCGCAACGGCGUUCGCCCAAAGCAUAAACGUUGCAGUUGCACAAAACAACGCCAACUUUUCGAAUAAAGUGAAAUGUUGACACAACAUAAUAAUUUAUUAACAAGGAUAACCGGACAAAGGUACUCGCAACCUCAACUGUAAUAGGAAAAUAUUAACCCUUCAGUGAAAUUUCACCAAUAAUUGGCACUAAAUUCGAAUACUCUCAAAAUGGUGGACUACUAUAAAGUGUUGGACGUACCGCGUUCAGCGACAGAUACUGAAAUCAAAAAAGCUUACAGAAAAUUGGCGCUAAAAUGGCAUCCCGAUAAAAAUCCUGACAAUUUAGAUGAAGCAAACAAACGUUUUCGUGAGUUAUCAGAAGCCUACGAAGUCCUAUCAGACGAACGUAAACGAAAAAUAUACGAUAAUCGCUCGACGCUGCACAAGAGCAGUUACAGCAGCAAUUCGUCUUCAUAUACUUCAAAUGGUAGCUAUGGUGGUUCAAACGGUUAUCGUUACCGCACCACAAGCGCCAAAGACUACGACGAUUACAUACCCAGUUAUGGUUCGUCAAAGCGUGGCAAUCGCUAUCAAUUUUUCACCUUUAGAAAUCUGUUUGAGUCUACACCAUUCCACAAGUUGUUCGAGAAGAAACGUCGCGUAUACGAUCAAUAUGGUAAAGAGGGUUUAUUGAGUGACCGAGGACAUAAUCGUUCAUCCAGAUAUAAUGCACAUGAAUUUGAUGAAUUCGAUAUCAGGAGUGGUUUUCCAUUUGUAUUCCGGCCGCCUGAAGAAGUUUUCCGAGAGUUUUUCGGGGGGCAUUCGCCAUUUGCUGAUUUAUUUGGUGAUGUUCACAGUUAUCAGCAGCCGGGUAGUCGGCGUUCAAAUGGUACCUCAGGUGGCAGCAGUCGUUCACACUAUCAUGGAGGCAACUCAAAAAUCUCCACCUUUUCCGCUUCACCCAUGCUCAAUUAUUCAAUGAUGGAUUUGCUAAUGCCCUCCAAUGGAUUUACCUCUUUCUCCAGCUUUAACAGUAUGUCCGGAGGUCGCUCAAGUGGUACUGGCUCAAACGGCGCCAUUAAGCGAACGUCGACAUCAACUACGUUUGUCAAUGGCAAAAAAUUAAUGACAAAACGGGUAUAUGAAAAUGGAAAGGAAACCGUGUUUUCAUAUGAGAAUGAUGUCCUGAAAUCAAAGACUGUGAAUGGAGUUCCGCAAAAACUCUCUUCAAUUACACACUAAAUGCCACACACGCCGCAAAAGCAACAAAAAAGUCAUUUUUCAUAGAACGAAUAAAAGAUCAACUGACUCUCUGCUCAUACUCCUCAACUCUUUAUUUCAGCAAAAGGAAUCAUCGUCAAAGUAUCGUUGAUCACACGCAACAAAACACAAACUUCCUCAAAAGCACACAAAAUUUUUGUUACAUUUUUUUUUUUCAUUUUUUAUGAUUUACUUACGGUAUUUUGAUUUAUGUAUUUUUUCUUAAAUAAAUUAAUAAUUAUUUAGUAUUUAGUUAAAAUUACAUUCGAACUCCAGUAGAGAAUACCCUCUCCUCAAAUGGUGGUUGGUUUGCUAACAAAGAAAGCACAGCUGUCCGUCGUCGGGGGUUCUCAACUGCCAAGGCAGUUCGAAAACGAAAGGCAAAAAUGAGCGGAACAAAAUAAAUCUCUCCCUUAAUAACCGAUGUAAAUUAUCUGUAAAACUGAAUUUAUGUUUUGAUUCUGUUCUGUUUUCCUUUCGACCGUUUUCAUAAGUUUAGUUUAUAAAUGCAAAUUUAAGAUGUUCUCUAGUUUAAUUAUAAUUUUUUGCUUAAAUAAUAAUGAAAAUAUAAAACAAUGAUUAAAAUAGCAUUACAACAAUAAAAAAAACCUUAAAAACUCCAAUAAUCAAAUGCAAGGAAAAAUUAAUGUCAAUGCCAAUGUUUUAAAGAAAACAACCAAGAAAAACUCAAAUUAAUACGAAAAAGAAAAGAAAAUUAAACAAAAAAAUAAAUUAAAGAUACUUACAAUGCGAAUAGCAUAAA
Molecule: messenger RNA, 2510 nt
Organism: Musca domestica (house fly)
Lineage: Eukaryota; Metazoa; Arthropoda; Insecta; Diptera; Muscidae
Gene: mrj
Product: dnaJ homolog subfamily B member 6
Exons: 7
Coding region: 716-1729 (337 amino acids)
Molecular function (GO): Hsp70 protein binding
Source: RefSeq, a predicted model, not a curated record